CGUUCCCUUUCCCUUUCCCUUUCCCCUUCUCGGAUAGACUCUUACCAUUCUUUCCUGCUUUCUCCACGCGGAGGUGUCUUUCCUUCUUUCUCCAUCUCAUCCGUUCUUUGUAUGGCAGCCCGAGUGUUAGUCACUGGAGUCCUGGGGAAGCGAUUCGUGAACCGGAUCUGGGCCGCUCGGGAUCCCGCGCCGCCCGCCGUUGCUUCUUCCAGGAAGAGGGGAGUGCACGCGUCGUCGUACGAUAAGAACGAGGACGAGCCGGUGGGACCCACCGCGGUGCCGGAUAAUGUGAUCGACGCCCAGGCGGACAAGUACUACUGGGGCCCCCACCCCACCACCGGCGUCUUCGGCCCCGCCGCCGAGACUGGCGCCUCCUCCGCAGCCGCCGGCGGUGCGAAGACGGCAGCCGGCCCGUCGGCGUUGGACGAAACCGUGUGGUACCGCCCCCUGGAGGACGUCGACAAGACGCCCCACGCCUGAACGCGGCCUCGGUAGCAUCAGCUAUCACGCAAUAAGCAGCGGGUGUAUGUGUGUGUGUUGAAUGCAUGUAGGAGAACCUGUUUGCCUUUGCUUCGAUCGUCGUUUUGCUUUCCGGUAUGGCGUGCUUUAGCUUUAGCGAUGAUGUAUUAGUAAAUGGCUUGCUGAACUUCGUUAAUGUUUCGUUGCCUUCGCUGCACAAUUUGCUUUCUUUUUCUCUUUCUA
Molecule: messenger RNA, 702 nt
Organism: Musa acuminata AAA Group (dessert banana)
Lineage: Eukaryota; Viridiplantae; Streptophyta; Magnoliopsida; Zingiberales; Musaceae
Product: late embryogenesis abundant protein At5g17165
Exons: 2
Coding region: 112-480 (122 amino acids)
Source: RefSeq, a predicted model, not a curated record